Lathyrus oleraceus (garden pea) is the source of this 690-nucleotide messenger RNA. RefSeq lists its product as uncharacterized. Lineage: Eukaryota; Viridiplantae; Streptophyta; Magnoliopsida; Fabales; Fabaceae. Bases 1 to 690 code for a protein of 229 amino acids. The record is from RefSeq and is a predicted model, not a curated record. The transcript has a single exon.
AUGAAAAAGAAAAUAAAAACGCUCAGUACUCACACCUCACACCCCAAUCCCCAAACGGUAAUAUCUCCACACACACGUGUCACUCUCAUAAAAUCCCUCACGUCUCACACUCUCCACUCACAACAACCUACCACUAUAACAACUCACGCUACCUCACCUUUCUCUCGCACUCAUUCACUCAUCACAUCAAAACCCUCACUCAACAACCUUCGCCUCUCUCUCCGUCCAUCUUCAGCUCCACAAACCACCACCAUAAGCCAUCGUACCUCUUCUUCUUCACGUAACCUUCCGCCCACAGCAACUCCACCCUUCUUCACCAACAUCGAACCACCUCAAAAACCAUGCAUACCGCCGCGUGAAACCCUCAACAACCACCGCUUCACGCCGGCUAAACACCACCCUAAACCUCGUCGUUCACUCCUCACCCUUCACUUUCACGCUUCCGCCACAAAUCAGCUCCUCCGCCGAAGAUUCCCUUUCUCUCCUUCCAACAAUCACCCACACGACAAGCUUCCACCACCUUCGACGUUCGCACCUUUACCUCCAUCGACAACAGUUGCGAACGAAACCGCCACCCUUGAACACAAAAUUCUGUCCGUCCCCAAAUCACAACCUCAAAUCAAUAAUAGUCCUCUACAGCAUCAACCACCUGUUUACAACAUCAAUGAAAACGAGUUCAGAGACGUUUGA